AGCUUCGACUGUGAUAUCCAUUGGCCUGUCUAUAAGAACUUGAGCUGUCGUAUUGGCCCUGAAGAUAUGGAAAGAAUAUCUUCGGAUAUGGAGUUUAUCGAACCUAUUAACCUGAUGUGGUGCAAGUACAAGCUUCUCGUGCAACGUCCUACGCAAAAAACCGAAAUGGUGUUAUUCGAAGGAUCUUUCGAUGUUUGUCAAUAUCUACGGGAUAGACGCAUGUCGAAUAAAUUGGCUCAAAGUGUUUUUCUAAACAUGGUUAAAGACAGUAAUAUGCCAAAGGAGUGUCCUUUCCAUGAGGGUUCGCUUUAUUUCCACAAUAUCUACGCGUUGGAUAAUUUACCUGCAUUUCUGCCCGAAAUGGACUUUACGAUGUUCAUUACGUUCUUCGAGCCCAAUACAACAUAUGAGUCGCAUAUUAAGCUUAAGGGAAGCCUUCUAGAGUCUAAUAGAGCACGCUAUAAAAUAUGGCCAUGAAUUUGUGAAAAUAUAUAGAAAAAAGGCAAAAACAAAAACAAACC
Molecule: messenger RNA, 521 nt
Organism: Drosophila albomicans
Lineage: Eukaryota; Metazoa; Arthropoda; Insecta; Diptera; Drosophilidae
Exons: 2
Coding region: 67-477 (136 amino acids)
Source: RefSeq, a predicted model, not a curated record